Scomber scombrus (Atlantic mackerel) is the source of this 6773-nucleotide messenger RNA. It is a transcript of the gene ptpn23a, whose product is annotated as protein tyrosine phosphatase, non-receptor type 23, a. Gene Ontology annotation, cellular component: endosome. Gene Ontology annotation, molecular function: protein binding; protein tyrosine phosphatase activity. The record is from RefSeq and is a predicted model, not a curated record. NCBI's taxonomy places the organism in Eukaryota, Metazoa, Chordata, Actinopteri, Scombriformes, Scombridae. The coding region runs from base 131 to 5938 and encodes 1935 amino acids. The transcript is spliced from 24 exons. Gene Ontology annotation, biological process: protein transport to vacuole involved in ubiquitin-dependent protein catabolic process via the multivesicular body sorting pathway; protein dephosphorylation; endocytic recycling.
UGGAGGAAGGAAGGACGCUCUCUCUCUCUUUUUUAAGGGGAAAUCCUGCUACAAAAACUUACCGACGGUGGGUUUUAAACAUUUUUUAAGCGGCUGACAGCACCGUGUGGAGCCGGUUAGUAAAAAGAGGAUGGAGGCGGUGCCGAGGAUGCCGAUGAUCUGGCUGGAUCUGAAGGAGGCUGGGGACUUUCAGUUCAGCCCGGCCGUUAGACAGUUUAUCUUGAAGAACUACGGAGAAAAUCCAGACAACUACAACGAGCAGCUGAAGAAACUGGAGGCGCUGCGACAGGGUGCGGUGAAUGUGACGAGAGAUUUCGAAGGUUGCAGCACACUGAGGAAGUACUUUGGCCAGCUGCAUUACCUCCAGAGCCGCGUACCCAUGGGAACGGGCCAGGAGGCUGCCGUGCCCAUCUCAUGGACUGAGAUCUUCUCUGGAAAAACGGUCACCCAUGACGACAUCAGUUAUGAGCAAGCCUGCAUCCUCUAUAAUCUUGGCGCCCUGCACUCCAUGUUGGGAGCCAUGGAUAACAGAGUAUCUGAGGAGGGUAUGAAAGUAUCGUGCACACACUUCCAGUGCUCGGCCGGAGCGUUCUCCUACCUGAGAGAUCAUUUUAGUCAUAACUUCAGCGUGGACAUGAGCCACCAGAUCCUGAACCUCAACAUCAACCUUAUGCUGGGUCAGGCUCAGGAGUGUCUUCUGGAGAAAUCCAUGCUGGACAACAGGAAAAGCUUCCUGGUUGCUCGCAUCAGCGCUCAGGUGGUGGAUUACUAUAAAGAGGCCUGCAGGGCUCUGGAGAACUCGGAGACGGCCUCAAUGCUCGGAAAGAUUCAGAAGGACUGGAAGAAACUGGUUCAGAUGAAGAUCUACUACUUUGCUUCUAUCGCUCAUCUCCAUAUGGGAAAACAGGCCGAGGAGCAGCAGAAGUUUGGAGAGCGGUUGGCAUACCUCCAGAGCUCCCUGGACAAACUCAGUGAAGCCAUCAAACUGGCCAAGGGUCAACCUGACAGCGUGCAAGAGGCUUUGAAGUUCACCAUGGAUGUUAUCGGUGGAAAGUUUAAUUCUGCUAAAAAGGACAAUGACUUCAUCUAUCAUGAGACGGUUCCUUCUCUGGAAACUCUGGCCUCUGUCAAAGGUGCUCCACUGGUGAAAGCUCUGCCGGUCAACCCCACUGACCCGUCUGUCACUGGACCGGACCUGUUUGCCAAGCUGGUGCCCAUGGCCGCCCAUGAAGCCUCUUCUCUGUACAGUGAGGAGAAGGCGAAGCUGCUGAGAGACGUCAUGAUUAAGAUUGAAAGCAAGAAUGAAACACUAGAACAGUUCAUGGACUCUCUGGGUUUGGAGCCUGAGUCUGUAGACAACCUGGACAUGUACAGUCACAUCCCCCCGGUCCUGAUGGAGAAGUGUGCUGCCCUCAGCGUUCGACCCGACACUGUCAAGAGCCUCAUCCAGUCCAUGCAGGUGCUCUCAGGCGUCUUCACCGACGUGGAGUCCUCGCUGAAAGAGAUUAGAGACGUCCUCGAGUUAGACGAGGCCGGCGAACAAUCCCUCCAGGAAGUCUGCGGCCCUGCUGCAGGUGAGGUGCACCCAGCUGCGCAGUCCCAGGCUCUGGCCGAGAUCCGCAGGGACCUGGAGAAAUACAUGGAGGCCCACGAGAAGGCCAGUUUCACCAACACAGAGCUUCACCGAGCCAUGAACCUGCACAUCAGCAACCUGCGACUGCUGGGAGGGCCGCUGGAAAGUCUGAGGGAUGCUUUGCCUCGGCCCCAGCUCAGCGAAGAUGAAGUAGCAGGGUUGCAGUGUAUGAAGCGGAUCCUGGGGAAGGUUCAGGAGAUGAGAGAACAGAGAGGAUCUUUAGAGAAACAGCUCCGCGAUCUCAUCCAGCAGGACGACAUCACCUCCAUCCUCGUCACCACAGACAGGGCCGAAAUGAAGCGUAUCUUUGAGGAGCAGCUGAAGAAGUACGAGCAGGUGAAGGUGUACAUAGACCAGAACCUGGCAGCUCAGGAGAACAUCCUGAAGGCCCUGACCGAGGCCAACGUCCAGUACGCAUCGGUUCGUAAAGGUCUGAGCCAGACCGAGCAGCAGUGGAACGGCACCGUCCAGGGACUGGUGGGGUCAUACGAAGCCUACGAGGACCUGAUGAAGAAGUCUCAGGAGGGGAAGGAGUUCUACGAUGACCUGGAGGCCAAAGCGUCACAUCUGCUGGAAAGAUCGAAGACCCUCUGCCAGACCAGGGCAGAGGGGAGGAAGCCCAUUCUGGAAAAAGACGCCCAGAAAAAGCCUCCAGCAAGACCGACAGCAGCUAAACCCUCCUUGAAGCCAAAGGCAGCAGAUGUCGACUCUGCCAACUCCAGCAUGGAGGAUCCAGAGCUGGCCCAGCUUAGCGCAGCCAUCUUAGCCCUGGGUGGCGACCUACCAGACGAGCUUCGCAGCCUCCCACCUGACAUUCCUUCCCACCCCACCGCUGCAGCUCGUCUGCCUGGCCCUGAAGCCUUCCUGCCCCCUGGUGCUAACCUGGGCGGCAGUGGUUCUCUGCCUUGGCAUGGUGCUCCAGCUGCUGGUCUUCAUCGCUUCCCCGCCAACCUGCCACCUCCAGAACUCCUGGCGAGGAUUGCUCAGUUUCCUACUUCUGGGGGUAUAGGACCACAGGGUCAUAUUCCACGUGGACCCCACCCUCAGAUGGCUCCACAAAUGCCUCCACAAAUGCCACCCCAUUCAGGCUACAGGCCACACACCCCACAACCUGGCCCUGUUGCCCCUGCACCAGUCCGGCCCUCUACCACCACUGUAGACAGCAUCCAGGCCCCGAUCCCCAGCUACGCCUCUACACCACACCACCAAGUCCAACCAGCAGCCUCAACUGGCUACAAUGUACCGCCACAGAUGGGGGGCUACCCCCAGUUUAUUCCCCAACCAGGGAUGCCCAUGCAAGGCCCAGGCCAACCUCCUGCCCCCCAACCGCAGCAACAGAAGCAGCCACAGCAGUAUGCACAGCCCCCAUUGCCUCAUGGGUACCAGCCUGGUCCCAGGGCUAUUCCUGGCCCUCACCCUCCUCUCCCGAACCAGCAAGCAUACCCUCAUGGAUAUAUGCCCCCGCAGCCCGGUGUUCCUCCCCAGUACCAGCAGGCUUUCCCAGGUCAGCUGCAUCCACAUCAACAAAAUGGCUAUCAGCCCCGGCCUCAGAUACCCCAAGGCUACCAGACUCCACAGGGCUAUGUACCCCAGCAGCACCCUCAGAUGAUGCCAGGCUCCAUGCCAAGACCACCUCAAACUGCACAUCCACAAAUACCCACACCUUCCCAUCAAGCACCCCCUUCAUCUCAACCCUACCUGCCCCAUCCCGGCCAACAGAUGCCCCCUGGUGUCCCUCACCAACACAUGUUACCCCAACAGCAACAAAUGUCAAUGCCCCACAAUACCCAACAGAUUCCACCCCAUCCACAGAUGCAGAUACCAGGUGGACCCAGAGCACAGAUGCCCCCCACAAGUCAGCCAAUGCCCCCAGUCUCACAGAAUUAUAUCCCCCCUACGAGCCAGCCCAUUCACCCCAACAUGCGCCCACAGAUGCCUCCUGCCUCACAACCUCAUGUGGUUCCUGGUCCUCAGGUCCACCUGCCAAGGGGGCCUAUGCCUCAAAUGCCCACCAGUACACUACCCCCACAGCAUCACCCCCACCCCCACCCCCACCCUGGACAACCUCCUAUACCAAACAUGCCCCAGCAUCCCAUACGGAUGCCCGGACAACCCCAGGUGCAGCCCCCUUACCCUGGGGGAGUAUGCUACCCUGGAGGGGCUCCGAUGAUGCCUCAGCAGCCCCUGGCACCACAGCCUGCGGCUCCCCAACAACCUCAGGCUCCUCUUCCCAUGACCCAUCCACAGCCUUCUCCUAUGUACCCCUCAGCUCCAGGAGCUAAUGUACCCCCAAGUGCCCCACAGCAACCCACUGCCAUGGGCCCACAUGGUCCACACGUUCCCCCGUCUCCUCACAUGAUCCAACCCUCUCCUGGAGGUCCUUCAGCAGCUCAACCACCUGUCCCUCCUUCCCCUUCGCCUUCCCCCUCACCAUCCCCCUCCCCAGGCCCUACUUCUUUGGGUUUGAACCCCCAGCAGAGACCCACACCGACCCCGACCCCUGGAAGCACAGUUCCACCAACCCUUCCCUCUCCCUCUGCCGUCUCUCCCUCCACGUCACUGUUCCAGCGCCAGAACUCAAGCACAGACGACCUCCUCUCCUCUAGUCCAGAAAGCCAAACUGGAGGUACGAAAGCCCCCACCAAUGUCCUCCAACCCACCAAAGCUGACCCACAGGACGGGGAGCGCCGAAAGAAGAGCUCCCAGGGUCUUCUCCUGAUUCAGGGUGACCCUUACCAAGCUCCGGAACGCGUCGCCCAUCUUUACGGUGAACUGGAACGCUACAGAUCCCAAGUGGAAUCCCUCGAGCACCCUUCAGAGAGCGAGGGCGGCCUGUCGGUGCUGGACGCCCGCUGGAAAGAGCUCCAGGACCAGCAGGAGAAGGACGCCCGGCAGUUGUCCAUCGCCAUCGCCCGCUGCUACACCAUGAAAAACCGCCACCAGGACGUCAUGCCCUAUGACCUCAACCGCGUGGUGCUGCAGUCGGGCAAAGAUGACUACAUCAACGCUAGCUACGUGGAAGACCUGUCACCGUACUGCCCUCGCCUUAUCGCCACGCAGGCUCCACUCACCGGCACAGCGGCGGACUUCUGGCUGAUGGUGUACGAGCAGAAGGUGUCACUGAUAGUCAUGCUGGUUUCAGAGCAGGAGCUGGAUAAGGGAAAGGUUCUGCGCUACUUCCCGACGGAGCGCGGCCAGCAGGUCUCUCAGGGACCAAUCACGCUCAGCCUAACCACGCAGAAGACAACACCGACACACGUGGAGCGCAUGAUCAGCCUGCAGUACCGAGACCAAAGCCUGAAGCGCACCGUCGUCCACCUCCAGUUCACCUCCUGGCCAGAGCUGGGGCUUCCUGACAGCAAGAGCAACCUGCUGCGGUUCAUCCAGGAGGUUCAUGGACACUACCUCCACCAGAGGCCCUUACACACACCUAUUGUGGUUCACUGCAGCUCGGGUGUCGGACGCACCGGCGUCUUCUGUCUGCUGUACGCAGCGCUGCAGGAGCUGGAGGCAGGAAACGGGAUACCGAACCUUCCUCUGCUGGUGAAGAAGAUGAGACAACAGAGGAAGAACAUGCUGCAGGAGAAGCUCCACCUGAAGUUCUGCUAUGAAGCCGUGUUGAAACACGCUGAGCAGGUCCUGCAGAGACACGGCAUCACUACCGCCACCUGCAGCAAGAACACCAACACUGCAGCCACCAAGCCUUACGCCAGACAGGAGUCCCAGCAGGAUCUCGUCCUCGGCGGCGACAUGCCCAUCAGCUCCAUCCAAGCCACAAUCGCCAAGCUCAGCAUCCGGCCGCCCAGCGCCACAGACCCCGCCAUGGAGGCCGGCGCCCCCUACGCCCUGGAGGAGCAGCCUGUCGCCAUCUUACCUGACUUAGACUCCCUGACUGGCGUCCAGCCCCUCCAGGACUUCUGCCCUCCCACAGAUCCUCACCCCCCCUCCUCCAGCCCACCUGUCUCCUCCCCUACACACUCACCACCGCCUCCUAAUGGCCUGGACGCCACCGCCACCUCCCCCUCGCCACCCGCAGCCAACCACCAACCGGUCCCAGAAGCUGCGCCCAGCGUGAGCCCGCCUCCCGCUUCCUCCGCUCCAGCUCCUUCAUCCCUGGAGCUGCUGGCCUCGCUGACGCCCGAGGCCUUCUCCAUGGAGGGCGGAGGCAAAGGGAAGCAUCGGGUGACCAAGCAGAGCUUCCUGCAGCCGGCGGAGGGUCAGGGGAUCCACGGGACACGAGCGGGGGAAGAAGGCGACGACCCGCUCAGUAGCCUGGACCCCCUCUGGAGCCUCAACAAGCACUAAGACAAGACCACAGAUCGCUGCCUUUCUCUCUUCACCACCAGGCGUCAGUGGAAGCCUGGAUCUCUCUCUCUCUAAUCCUGCUUUGAAGAUUUAAAAAACAAAACACAAGCUGAAUCCCAGGAGACUUUGUAGUAGUGUUGAUUACCAAGACGUGCCUGGUGGCAGACGGUAGGCAGGAGGGAGGGAGGGGGUUCAGUUUUUUGACGUUGGGUGUUAUUUCCACUGCUUUAUAGAGGGGAGGGGGGGGUGUGAUCUCUAAAAAACAAACACACCCACUCGCUUCUCCUUCCAUCACCGUUGGCUUGUGCGACCAGAUCACUAUGCACUCGUCUGUAUCUGUUCAUUCCUUUCCGUCGUUCUCUGUUGCUGCUUUUCUUUCGACGUCUGCGAUGGAUGGAUGGAUGGAAUCUGUUCUGCACUUCUAGCAUCAGAUCUGGCCCCUCACCCCUCCUCCUCCCCCCCCCCCCCCCCCCUAAAAAAAACCCCAGAAAAAGUACUCCCAGCAUGCACUCCACUAUCAUAGCACCUUUUUCACAGGAGGAGGUCGACGGUGUUUGGCUGGUAUGUGAUGGUUUUUACAGACUGGAAUAAUGGAUGCAUGGAGCAGGUGGAAGGAGCUUGGGUGCCGCCCUCUCCCCCUCCCCCCCCAACUCAAUCAGUGUGUAGCUCAGUCGUUAUGGUAACACAGAGCAGCAAACAAAUCAGCACGUCUUAACAAGUUGAUUAUUUUCUUUCUUUCUUUGUCUGUUUAACACUGUAAAUAUCUUAAAUAAAAAGUUAGACUAUUGGGACGGUCACUAAUCAUCCAUUAUUGUAAAAACGUCAAAUAAAUACA